Brassica rapa (field mustard) is the source of this 4821-nucleotide messenger RNA. RefSeq names its product zinc finger BED domain-containing protein RICESLEEPER 2-like. The record is from RefSeq and is a predicted model, not a curated record. Lineage: Eukaryota; Viridiplantae; Streptophyta; Magnoliopsida; Brassicales; Brassicaceae. Gene Ontology annotation, molecular function: protein dimerization activity; DNA binding.
AUAGACUUCAAUAUAUAGAGCAUUUACCGAAAAAUAAAUAUUUUUGUAGGGGGUUGUUAACCCAUAGAUUUUGAAAAAAAAUUCAAAAAAAAUGAAAAUUUUAUUUUAUUGCAUAGUUGCAUCCUUUACUAACAUAUGAUGAAGGUCAAAGAGGUUUGGGACUAGUGAUGUCAACCGAGAACCUGGACCGCGGGACAGGCCCGUUAAGGCUUGGGGCGGGGCGGGUUUGGGCCCAUGUUUUGAUAUCCCGCAAUGUUGCGGGCCUCGCGGGAAAGGGACUGUGCGGUAUGGGCUUUAUGCGGGAUGGCCCAAUCGAACCCGCGGUAACCCUAAAGUCCCGCAACAUCUUCUCUUCUCAUUUCGUCAGCCACCUUUAGAACAUAAGAGAGAGAGAGAGAGAGAGAGAGUGACUGAUUGAGAGAGAGGAAGACGAGUCACCACCGUUAGAAAUGGAGCUCCGGCGACGGCGAUAAGCUCCGGUACUCGUACCUCGGGUUCUAAACUUCACAGAUCAAACUCCUGUCUCGGGAGAUAAAUUCUUGACUUGAACUCUCCGCGAACUCCUUUUCCACCGUAGACCGGCGAUGGUUUCUUCAGCGACGGCGACCGCAUGCAUGUCACAGGUAAAGAAAGAUCUAUGUAGUUACUGUAUAUUUUUUCUUUUUUGGAGUUCUAACAGUUUUACUCGUUUUCAGGUGGGUGAAGACGUAAAGUGGGCACUCUGCUUCGAUUCACUACCGGUUCGAGUUCCAUAAGAUGCAUGCAAGAUCCGAAUAUAUGUAAGACUCUCUAAGACUCCUCCUUCCUCAAGAAAAAGAUCGAAGCUCAUAGUUGUUGUUUGAAAUAGAGAUUCGCUUUGUUUACUUGUUUGAAAUAGAGAUUCGCUUUGUUACUUGUUUGAAAUAGAAAUUCGGUUUGUUACUUGCAACUAUAUAGUUCUGACUUCUGCGGAUCUUCGCCGUGUAGCUAAUGAAAAAUCAUUCAAAAGAGUGAAGACUGAUUGUUCGUUGGCUACAGGGCAAGAUCCGCAUUGAAGUUAAGACAACUUGAAAUUAUAUGGUUGCUUGUUGCAUGUUGUUUCAAUUGUCUGUCCUGGUUCGCUUGAAGUUUAGUGAUUCAGUUUCUGAUAUCUCUUUUAUUUUUGUAGGUGAACAAGGAUGAGGCUGGUUAUGACGGUGAAAGCUGGUGUAGGCUCAACACGAUAUAGCUGGUUAUGGUGUUGACUUAAUAUAUGUGUUGAGCACACACCUGCUUUCCUGUUAUAACCAGCCGCUGUCUUGCUUGUUUAAGAAAACCAUAUACUACUCAGAACUAAAAGCAUUGUAAGUCUUUAGUUUGUACUCAUGUUCUUAAAUCUUAAUCUUACAUCAACAUCAAGUCUCUGAUAUGUUUUUUUUUUGGUUGGUUGCUUCGAUUCACUACCGGUUCGAGUUAGAGUUACAAAGCGACCGUUCGAGUUACAAAGCGACUUCUGAGGGUAUGAUUCACUUCCCUUCUUCCUCGUUGUUAACUGAUAAGUAGUGUUGUCAUAGAAGAGAUUACUUGUUUUGACUAGUUCAGCGGAUUUUAGCUGCGUAGCUAAUGAAAAAUCAUUCAAAGGAAUGAAGGGUGAUUGUUCAUUGGCUACGCUGCUGAAUCCGCUGCGAAGUUAAGACAAGACUCUCUAUGUGUAUCUGAUGUUUCUCGUGUUCAUAAGUUAUGUAAUCAUGUCUCUGAUGUUUAGUUGUCUCUGAUCUCUCUUUUGGUUUUGAUUGUUUUCUUUGUCGACCUGUUGGAGUCUUGGUGAACAAGGAGGAGGCAGGACCUCAGGUCAUGGACCAGCCUUUCAUUCCGUGAAACUAUCUUCAGGUUAGUCACUUAGCAAUAGGAUAUUGUGAAAAGAAGCUGAUGUAGAUUAGAAGUUAGAGCUCGCUAAGUUGAUUGGAGAACUCGUUGUCUUGCUUAGGAAUAGGAAGAAUUGAUAGGAAUGUUUAAGCUGCUUGUCCUCAAGCAAUUUUAAAGUUUCAUACUCUAAGUAUAAAAUUUAAUUGCAAUAUUUGGGGUUUUAAAAAAAAAUAAAAAAACCCUAAGACCACUAACCCACGUAUCUUUCCUUAGGGCACGAAGCCGUAACUUAGUUAGAAACUUAGAAUUAUCGAAAAAAAAAAACCGUGAGAGCUGAGAGCCUGAGAGACGAUAUGGGAUCAAGAGGCGAAUCAGACGAUCAGUUGACGUAUGAUACUAACUACACGCCACCGGCUACGUUGGAUUUUGAGACUCAACAACUCAUUGCUAGACUUGGUGCAGCUGCUGAGAUCGGUAGUCAACCCUGUGAUGAAGAAGUUAUCGCAAGAGAGAAGCAAAGCAGCAAAAGAAAGCUCAUCAGUUUGGUUGAUGCGGAAGAGGACUCUGAUGUUGAGAUCACUCCAACAUCUCAAACAACAAAGCCUCGGAGACCAACCACUUUUGGAACUGCUUCGCAGAAACCCAUGGUCCAAUCCACACUAGAAAUUGGUAGUGGCUCAUCCAAGCAGGCGUGUAGUCAGAAGAAGUAUGUUCCUGUGAAGUCGGUUAUCCGUGGAGGGAGAAGAACCAAGGGCGUGUCUAAGGGCUCCGGUAGUCAGUCUCAGAAGAAGAAGAAGAAGAAGAUGGAAGAGGAGAUACCGGAGCUUGAGGAUGAACUGGAUGAAGAAGGGCUUGAUGAGCUUGAGCUCGGGGAAGAGGAAAGGGAAGAGAGGCAACGAUCAGAUGUGUGGAAAGAUUUUACGGUGGUCCAAAAACCCAAUGGAAAGCAGAAAGCUGCUUGCAAUCAUUGCAAGAGGGAAUAUGCAUGGCAGUCCCACUCGCAUGGAACCAGUGGGUUGAGAAGGCAUCGUAUGAGAUGUAAAAUGUAUCCAAGGAAUGGAGGAAGGCAGCAGCAACUCAAUGUCGAUGGAAGAGUUGUGUCUCGCAAGUAUGAUCAUGCUGUGUUCAGACAACUGGUAGCUAAGACAAUAGUCCAGCAUGAUCUACCGUACUCCUACGUGGAGUAUGAAAAGGUGAGAGACACAUGGAAGUAUUUGAAUGCUGAUGUCCAAACCAUAUGUCGAAACACAGCUAGAGCUGAUGUGUAUCGCUUAUAUGAAAGUGAGAGAGACACGCUGAAGAGAGAAUUGGCUAGUCUUCCUGGACGAGUCUCUUUCACCUCGGACUUGUGGACAUCAGUGAAACGGGAAGGAUAUAUGUGUGUGACAGCACAUUACAUUGAUCGGAAUUGGAAGUUGAAUAGCAAGAUCCUGACGUUUUGUGCUCUACCACCACCACAUACUGGUAUGAAUGUUGCUAUUCAGCUCCUUGAUUCACUAAAAGAGUGGGGAGUUCAUAAGAAGGUGUUCUCGGUGACGUUAGACAAUGCCACCAGUAAUGACUCGAUGCAAGAUAUUGUGAAGUCACAGCUGAAUUUGGAUGAUGCUUUGCUGUGUGGAGGAGAGUUUUUCCAUGUGAGAUGUGCAGCGCACAUUCUUAACCUCAUAGUACAAGAUGGGUUGAAGGUAAUUGGAGACUCUUUGCACAAAGUAAGAGAGAGUGUUAAGUAUGUACUGUCAUCGGAAACACGUGAAAACUUGUUCCAGAAAUGCGUUGAGGCUGCGGGUGUAGUAGAAACUGGGGGUCUACUCUUGGAUGUUCCGACAAGAUGGAACUCCACUUUCUUUAUGCUUGAAAGAGCCAUCAGGUACCGUCGAGCCUUUGCCAAGUUGGAGACAUUUGAUAAGAAGGGUUACAAAAUGGCUCCCACUGCUGAGGAAUGGACAAGAGCUGAGAAUAUCUGCAAUUUCUUGGGUCCGUUUGCUGUAAUCACGACCUUGAUGUCUGGUUCGAACUAUCCUACUUCAAACUUGUAUUUCUAUCAGGUUUUCCAGAUCCAUAAUUGGCUUCGGAUCAAUGAGGGAAGCGAAGAUGAGAUUGUGAGAUACAUGGUGCCACCGAUGAAAGAGAAGUUCGAUAAAUAUUGGGAUGAAGUCAGUGGUCUUUUUGCAAUGGCAGCAGUCUUCGAUCCAAGGUUUAAGCUUUCCAUUGUCGAAUGCUGUUUGGAAAAGCUUGACAUGAGUACACGUGAUGCAAAGCUAAAGAACUUGCGUGAGAAGCUUAGUAUUUUGUUUGAGUCGUAUGACAAAAAAUCCAAGAAUAGCUCACCGUCUACAGAGCCACGAGAGACUGUUUCGCAAAAAGCUUCUGGAGCAGGGACAAUGGGACUGUUUGAGAACUACGGUGAUUUCUUUGCAUUUCGCAAAGUCAGUGGGGUUGCGACUGGAAAAACACCUCUAGAAGCUUAUCUUGAUGAACCACCUCUGGACAUUACUAAUUUUCAGAGCUUGGACAUCCUCGAUUGGUGGAAGGAUAAUGCCCAUCGGUAUGGAGAUUUGCCUGCAAUGGCAUGUGACCUGCUAAGUAUUCCAAUCACAACAGUGGCUUCAGAGUCCUCUUAACAAAUACAGGAGCCGUCUUCUCCCAAAAAAUGUGCAAGCUUUGAUAUGCACUAGAAAUUGGAUCAAGGGAUACGAAUCUUAUGCACAUGGUAAUUAAUUCACAUUAUUAUUUCUUGUAGAGUAUCAUUAUCCCUUAGUCCUAAGUAAAUGAAAUUUCUGAUAUUUACAGAUGAAGAAAUCGAUGGUGAUGGUGAAGAAGAGAAAGUGCCAUCAUUUCAGUCAAUUGUCAAUGGGGAAGAUGAAGAUGAGGAAGCUUGAAUUGUUAUUUUGAUUUGGUGUUUUUAUUUUUUACAAUCUGCUACAUCUUGUUUUACUUGCUUGGUUUUGUUUUGACUGCUAUUUGGUGUUUUUCUUUAUUUAAAAUUUGUUAAGACUA